Messenger RNA from Durio zibethinus, 357 nucleotides. The record is from RefSeq and is a predicted model, not a curated record. NCBI's taxonomy places the organism in Eukaryota, Viridiplantae, Streptophyta, Magnoliopsida, Malvales, Malvaceae.
CCUUUCGAGCUGCAAACAGACCUACGGUGACUGUCCUCUUUUGACCGAGAGAAAAGACAAAUGCCUUGUGAGUUAUCUAUAUCGAAUCUUCACAUAACUGCACCUGCCAACGGUCCUAAUAAUGGAAUUGACAUUUCGUUAUCAACCCAAGUUCUUAUAUCUGACUCUUUUAUAGGAACUGGUAAUGACUGCAUUGCUAUAAAAGGUGGAGCAGGUGCAUGCGACAGAUUGUACUUUCAAUGCGACCCAGGAUGGAGCAAGAAUCAAGACGAUGCCAGUAAAUGUAUUGGCAUGUUUGCCAAAGGAAACCAAAAUUUUAUGUGGAAUUGAUAAAGCUUAGAAGAAAAAUACCAUACA